CGCUAGCCGAAGAGAGACGAAGCCGCCAGCGCAGCGCAAUCUCCUGCCCGGAUGGUAAGGAUGAAAGUUGCCUCGGGCGCAUUCAGCGGCGACUAAAGAAUGUCGAGGCAGAGCUCGUAGAAAAUCUGGACGAGCAUCAGCAUUGCCUCUGGCUCACUCGAGAGGAUCUAAGUGGCGUUCCAGAAGAUAUCUUGAGGAGUAUGGAACGCGGGACCGGCGAGCUCAACGGCUCAUUCGGGUUGGAUCUCAACGGAAUGCAAGCGCGACUGCGAGAGAGCAUCGUGAGCUCUUCUGCUACGAGGAGGACAAUUUACUUGGCAACUAGGCGAGUGUCACUCAGCAACUGUGAAGCAACUUUCACCAGGAAAAUAUUGUCGAGCUUCUUCUCAGCCUCAUUUUCGGGAUUGUCACCUUAAUCAAUACCCCUAACAAAGAAGUUCUCGUUGUGUAUACUCUUUCAUCUUCUCUCCAACAUUAAGAUUGAGUUGUCAGAAUUGAGGCCGCGCGCAGCUUUUGAAUGCAUCUUCACCAAAUCACAAACUUAGCAUUUACAACACCAUAUUAGCCAUGUUGCCACAUGAGCUCGACCAAAAGUCCUGCGAAAGCCUCGAAUCCGAAGCUAUCCUGCGCAUCACAUCAUAUCAUAGGAGAGACUUUGACGCCAAGGUUGUCACAGCAGAACCUGGACAACACGAUCACGCUCGUUCGUCCCUGUUCAAGAGUUUUGACGAAUCCGCAAGCUCAGGCCUGGGCCGACUUCAACGUCUCCCGUUUGAGCUUCUUUCAUCCAUUUGCCUUUUGCUCGACCUUCAGUCUGCCCUGAACUUCACCCAGGCCAGCCGGAGCGCUCGGGAGACAAUUGGGAGCAUUCCACAAUAUCACCGACUCCGCGAACAUUCCCUUGAAUGCAUAUGGGCUCUGUCUCGGACAGGUCUUUCGCACCACACUAGCAUCUCAGACUUACAUGCAGCUUUUCUGGCCGAGCACUGCGUUAUUUGUGGCUCGUUUGGCGGGUUCCUUUUCCUUCCCAGCGCAACUCGCUGUUGUUUCGCCUGUAUCGAGUCUGCACCAGAUUUCCGGAUCAUCUCAUUUCAUUCGCUUCAAAAAGAAUCACGCAGACUAGCGACGUGGCUCAAAAGAUCUCAUCCGGUGAUACACUCCAUCCCUGGGUCAUAUUCGUCAAACGAAAAAGAGUACACGAGCCGACGAAAACUCGUAUCCGGACAUCAUGCUCUGCAGUUCCCUCGAGCAGACCACGACGAAGACCCCCGGGCCAUUCUAGGCAAGCUACCCGAUUCUCCAGUCCUGAGAUGUAUGGCAGCCUGUCGGCUGCCAUAUUUCAAUUUGGCGACUGGCGACUUGCAAUUGGGGAUAUCUUGCAAGGGCUGUCAGAUCGCUAUGGAGGCCAACUUCAGCGAUGCCAACUUUUCUCGCCGAGAGCGUCUCUAUUCACGAGACGGGUUCAUGCGUCAUUUUUGGGACUGCGUAGAGGCAAAGGAGCUCUGGGCUUCUAGUGAGGGAGGGAUGGUUGCGGUCACAGAGCCGGAGUGGACGAGACGUGGAGGGUUAUGAGAUGGAUGACGGAUAACCGCAAAAACGGGAUCUCAUGUCACAUUGCUUCAAUGGUCAGACAGCUCUCUUUCGUUCAAAUAUCUUCUGGCUGGGCGUACAAAUCCAUGUUGUCAAGUUUCGCGCAGGACUUACGCCUGUCGCCUUCACAGACCCCAAUACGCGACCCCUUGUAUGGGUACACUUUCUUUCUCUAUAACCAUCCCAGACACCCUUGCUGAGCUUUUGUCAAGACCAUAACCUUGCUAGCGGCAUAAUGACCACCACUUCUGCCUGGCAGGCAGCACAGGUACAGAACAGGCAAC
Messenger RNA from Xylaria bambusicola, 1874 nucleotides. Its product is annotated as F-box domain-containing protein. The coding region runs from base 568 to 1572 and encodes 334 amino acids. The record is from RefSeq and is a predicted model, not a curated record. The transcript has 2 exons. Lineage: Eukaryota; Fungi; Ascomycota; Sordariomycetes; Xylariales; Xylariaceae.